Dryobates pubescens (Downy woodpecker) is the source of this 2012-nucleotide messenger RNA. It is a transcript of the gene GLB1, whose product is annotated as galactosidase beta 1. The transcript has 16 exons. The record is from RefSeq and is a predicted model, not a curated record. Gene Ontology annotation, cellular component: vacuole. The coding region runs from base 50 to 2005 and encodes 651 amino acids. Gene Ontology annotation, biological process: carbohydrate metabolic process. NCBI's taxonomy places the organism in Eukaryota, Metazoa, Chordata, Aves, Piciformes, Picidae. Gene Ontology annotation, molecular function: beta-galactosidase activity.
CGCAGCGCUCGUUACGCCGCUGCUUCCUGCCCGGCCGCUGCCGCCCGUCAUGCUGCGGCUCCUGCUCCCGCUCGCCGGCUUGGCCGCGUUCCUCCGGGCGGCGACUGUACCCAGGAGUUUUGGGAUUGAUUAUGACUGCGGCUGCUUCGUCAAGGACGGGAGACCCUUCCGGUACAUCUCGGGCAGCAUUCACUACUCGCGGGUGCCCAGCUACUACUGGAAGGACCGCCUGCUGAAGAUGAAGAUGGCAGGGCUUGAUGCCAUUCAGACGUAUGUGCCCUGGAACUACCAUGAACCCCAGCCUGGUGUGUAUGAUUUUUCUGGUGACAGGGAUCUGGAGUAUUUCCUGCAGCUUGCUAACGAGACUGGUUUGCUGGUUAUCCUGAGAGCUGGACCUUACAUCUGUGCAGAGUGGGACAUGGGAGGUCUUCCUGCAUGGCUGCUGGAGAAGAAAUCUAUUGUUCUCAGGUCUUCUGAUUCAGAUUACCUGGCAGCAGUAGAAAAGUGGAUGGGUGUCCUUUUGCCAAAGAUGAGGCCUCACCUCUAUGAAAAUGGUGGUCCAGUCAUCAUGGUGCAGGUAGAGAACGAGUAUGGAAGCUACUUCGCUUGUGACUACGACUAUCUGCGUUCCCUUCUGAAGCUCUUCCGCCAGCAUCUUGGGGAUGAGGUGGUGCUGUUCACAACCGAUGGUGCAAGCCAGUUUCACUUGAGAUGUGGAGCUCUUCAGGGUCUUUAUGCAACAGUGGACUUUGCCCCAGGUGGCAAUGUCACAGCAGCAUUCUUAGCUCAAAGGAGCAGUGAACCCACAGGGCCUUUGGUUAAUUCUGAGUUCUACACUGGCUGGUUGGAUCACUGGGGGCACCGUCACUCUGUUGUGCCCACACAAACCAUAGCUAAAACACUCAAUGAGAUCCUGGAACGUGGUGCUAAUGUUAACCUGUACAUGUUUAUGGGUGGAACUAACUUUGCCUAUUGGAAUGGUGCUAAUAUGCCCUAUAUGCCACAGCCCACUAGCUAUGACUACGAUGCUCCUCUGAGCGAAGCAGGGGAUCUAACAGAGAAGUACUUUGCCUUGAGGGAAGUUAUUGGUAUGUACAAGGAGUUACCAGAAGGCCUUAUCCCUCCCACAACACCCAAGUUUGCAUAUGGGAAGCUUCGCUUGCAGAAGGUGGGCACAGUGGUGGAGGUUCUUAACCGGUUGUCACCUACUGGACCAGUGAAAAGCACUUACCCAUUAACCUUUGUUCAGCUAAAGCAGUAUUUUGGGUUUGUACUGUACAGAACUGCACUUCCCAAGAACUGCACGGAGCCAGCGCAGCUCUCUUCACAUUUCAACGGGGUCCAUGACCGUGCCUACAUCUCCGUGGAUGGGGUUCCUCAAGGUGUUCUUGAAAGGGAUAAAUCACUUAAGAUAAACAUAACUGGGAAGGCUGGAGCAAAGCUGGACAUCUUGGUAGAGAAUAUGGGCAGAGUCAACUUUGGUAGAUACAACAAUGACUUCAAGGGGCUAGUUUCAAACUUAACUCUUGAUGAUGAUGUGCUUGUGGAAUGGGAAAUCUACCCUCUGGACAUUGAUGGAGCAGUAAAGCGUGACAUGGGUGGCAACCUCGAUCGACUGAAGAGAUCUGUUGACCCUCAGCUGAGUUAUGAAGCACCUACUCUUUACACUGGGACACUUGUAAUUCCUGAAGGAAUUCCAGACUUGCCUCAAGACACCUAUGUCAACUUUCCUGGCUGGACAAAGGGGCAAAUUUGGAUCAAUGGCUUCAACCUUGGUCGCUACUGGCCGGCCCGUGGCCCUCAGCUGACCCUUUUUGUUCCAGGCAAUAUCCUGGUUUCUUCCAUGCCAAACAACGUGACAGUGUUGGAGCUGGAGCAUUCUCCUUGCAGCACCCAGGAGUGUGAGAUAGAGUUUGUAGAUGUGCCUAAUAUCAAUGCAACCACACAGUAUGGCAGUUAUGCCCCUAAGCCCUUUGUGAGAGACAUGUGGGUGAAUCCUUUAUAACUGGAGG